AAAACCACUAUAAGUCACAAAGUUUUAAAUUCCCGCAAGAGAAACCGACGACGAAAAAAGACCGAAAAACCAAUAAAGAACAAACUUGAGAAGGAGAGUGCAUACUAAGGACCGACUAGUAUAUAAAACUAGGCAUAAAUGAAUUUAGGAGCUAAAACCCCGACUUUUAAUCCCUAAAUCACUUGUGGUAAACACAUUUAAGACGGUUAAUGUAAGAGAUCAAACGGUUGACUAAAACACGAAAAAUCCAUUUAUAACUUAUAAAAAUCCCACACAAAUAAUUCCUAAAACACUAUUAUUGCAGCAAAAAUCUAAAGGAAGAAACAAUUCCUUAAAUAUAUAUAUAUAUUUUUUAACCUUAGAAAAAAUAUGAGCCGCAGAAAAAAUGGAGGCGUGUUUGUUGGCCUAAUUGUACUAAUCCAAGCCCCGGCCACCGGCCACUUUCUAGAAAUGCCGUUUGUCUCCUUUCCCAACUCGAACCCAUGCGGUUGUUGAAUUGAAUUCCUCAAUCAAGAAACUUGAUCCUUGAUUUUCUUGGGUACUGUUAUAUACUCUUCCUCUCCUCCUCUGUAAUCUUGAUCUUGUUAUGAAGAAGGAAUCUUGAAAAAGUGAGGAUUUAUUUCUUGUAAAGAUGCUGUCGAAGUUUCCAGUUAGAAUGCCCCAAAUAAAGCCGCCGCCGCCGCCUAGAUUUUCUGCAGUACGACACCGUUUUCAGCAGAAGCAGCUCUUUUUUAAGGUUGUUUGCUGCGAAAAGAAUCUUCCUUCCUCGGAUUCUCCAAAUUCUUCUUCUUCCUCGGAUUCUCCCCCGAGCAGCAAGUUUGGUUUUAAGGUUGUCGUGCAGUCUCUUGGUGACAAGAAUUGGAAAUUCAACGAUCUUGAUACACAUGCAAUGCAAGAAUCGGUAAACAAGAUGCUGUCGAAGACGCAGAGCUUCUUCACCGAACUAACUUCACCGCUCGUGAAAUCGGUCAAUGAAAGAAGACCGAACGUUCAAAACGACAGUGAAGAUAUGGAGGAUAUGUUGAUUACCGAACAAACAGUCAAUAUUCGAACUCCUCAAGGAGACCUUUCCGAUGCUUCCAUUAUUUCCAUCGAGCAAUUUAGCCGGAUGAACGGGUUGACGGGACUGAAAAUGCAGAAAAUAUUCAAAGCGCUCGUUUCCGAGUCCGUUUAUAACGAUCCGCGUAAUUUGGUGGAGUAUUGCUGCUUCCGGUUUUUAUCGAGGAAUGGCGUUGAAGUUCAUCCUGGCCUCAAGGAACCGGCAUUUCAGAGACUGAUUUUCAUAACUAUGCUUGCAUGGGAGAAUCCAUGCAAAGAAGGAAACGGUAACCGCUCUAAGCUGCCCGAGAGAAAUACUAUCCAGAGGAAGCUCGUGGGAGAAAAGGCAUUUGUCCGUAUCGCCCCUGCCGUUUCUGGUGUGGCGGAUUGGGCCACUGCGCAUAAUCUUUUCAAAGCUCUCGCCGGCGAUGAUAAGGGAAUCUCGUUUAGCAUAUGGUCAACUUAUAUUAACGAACUUAUCAAGGUGCAUGAAGGUCGAAAGUCGUAUCAAUCUCAAGAAGUUCCCGAAAUUUCCAAGGAAAAAAUCCUCUGUCUCGGUUCGAGCAGAAAGCAGCCUGUAAUAAAAUGGGAAAAAAACAUUGCAUGGCCAGGGAAGCUUACCUUGACCGACAAGGCACUAUAUUUUGAGACAGUUGGCCUGAGGGGAGAUCGAGAGUCGAUAAGGCUCGAUCUUACUCAUAAAGACACGAAAAUAGAGAAAACGAGAGUGGGACCCCUCGGGUCGAAUCUUUUCGACUCUGCUAUAUCCGUCACAUCUGGUUCGGAGUCUAAGUCGUUGGUGCUCGAAUUCAUCGACUUGGGAGGCGAAAUGAGACGAGAUGUAUGGUACGCAUUCAUAAACGAAGUUAUAUCUCUAUACAAAUUCACGAACGAAUACGGACCGAAAGAAGGGGAUAAAUCAAUUUACGAAAUAUACGGAGCUCAAAAGGGGAGCGAUCGAGCGGCGACUCACGCAUUAAACGCUAUCGCGAGGCUUCAAGCCCUCCAAUUCAUGAGGAGGACUUUAGACGAGCCUACGAAACUCGUCCCGUUUUCGUAUUUAACGAACGCUCCGUUCGGUGACGUUGUGCUUCAAACGCUCGCGGUCAACUUUUGGGGUGGGCCCAUUACCAAGAAAUGGACCGAAGUUGACUAUGAAAUGGGGCCGCGCGUGGGGCCCGUUGGAGAGGGUCUUGAAUAUAGCAACCAUGUUUAUGAUGUGGAUGGGAGUGCGUACUUGAGGAAAUGGAUGAAGUCGAGCUCGUGGGGUUCGAAUGCCUCGUUAGUUUUUUGGAAGAAUAGUGGUUCGGCGAAAAGUGGCGUUGUGCUUAGCAAAAACCUCGUUGUGGCGGGAGUGAAUUUAGUGGAAAGGGCGGCGAAUAUAUGUAGGGAUAAGUAUAGGGUGGCCGAGAAAACGCAAGCCACGAUCGAUGAUGCGAUGAUUGAAGGGAUUCCGAGUAAUAUUGAUCUUUUUAAGGAACUCGUACUACCGUUAACUCUCACCGCUAAAAAUUUCGAUAAACUUAGGCAAUGGGACGACCCACUUGUGACGGGAUCUUUUCUUGCAUUUGUAUACACACUCAUUUUCAGGAACUUGCUGUGGUAUGCAUUUCCGGUGACUUUGAUGAUUUUGUCUGCCGGCAUGUUACUACUGAAGGGGCUUAAGGAGCAAGGCAGGCUCGGAAGAUUCUUCGGCAAAAUUACGAUAUACGAUCAGCCUCCGUCGAAUACUAUACAGAAAAUUAUGGCUGUGAAAGAAGCGAUACGAGAAGUGGAGAAAAUGUUGCAGAAUAUGAAUGUUGUGCUGCUUAAGAUACGUUCGAUCAUUCUUGCGGGCCACCCUCAGGUAACUACAGAGGUUGCUCUAGUGCUACUAUUGGGAUCAACUACACUUCUACUUGUUCCAUUCAAAUACAUUCUUGCCUUUAUAAUAUUCGAUCUCUUCACGAGAGAGCUCGAGUUCCGAAGGCAAAUGGUUGAAGCAUUCACGACUUUGCUCAAGGAGCGAUGGGACGCUGUGCCUGCAGCGCCAGUUGUCGUGCUGCCAUUGGUGGAGGAGGAAUCGAAGGCUUUGCAGAAGAAACGAGUCGAUAAGGUAAAACCUGAAAGAACGACUCAGAACACUAGUUAAUAAUUAACCAUGGUUGGUUGGCUUGUAUAAUUAAUCGGAUUGGAUCUUACGUAUAUCAUAUGAUGAAGUCCUAAAAAGAUUUCAUCAGUUGUCCGAAGUGUGGCCAUUAUAUUUUUCGAGGUUUGUAUGUAUAUAUAUGUUGUAGAAAACAAUUCAUUGUGUUUCGAGGGUGCAAAGUGGUAUAA
Erythranthe guttata (spotted monkey flower) is the source of this 3354-nucleotide messenger RNA. Its product is annotated as chromosome-partitioning protein, putative (DUF639). The record is from RefSeq and is a predicted model, not a curated record. Lineage: Eukaryota; Viridiplantae; Streptophyta; Magnoliopsida; Lamiales; Phrymaceae.